Molecule: messenger RNA, 485 nt
Organism: Truncatella angustata
Lineage: Eukaryota; Fungi; Ascomycota; Sordariomycetes; Amphisphaeriales; Sporocadaceae
Exons: 1
Coding region: 200-388 (62 amino acids)
Source: RefSeq, a predicted model, not a curated record
CCCCUGACCGAACGUGCGAAGCGCCGUGACCUCUCGUGUUCAUUAUGCUUCGGCGGCCUUUCCUUGGCACAUGGCAUAUGCCUGAGCAGUUUUGCGAGUGGUCGACACUCAUAUAUUAUCCUUACCACACUGCUGAAGGAAGGAUUAUUACAACGUAGCCCAGGCUGUACCUGCCAAUUCUAAUCCACUAAGAUAUGAGAUGCUUGGGAUGGGACAGAUAAGAAGCCUUGAGGUUGGGGUUGGUCAAGUACCUCAGAAUAUAUCAGCAGAAGGUCCUAUCACGGUGUCCUCGCCUGAGGAACGUCCCAGGAUCAGCAAGGGUCAUGAAUUAUUUUCCUACGUGUUGCACGUGUUCGCCAUGAUGUUAGGUCCGAACAUGCCAGACUAAUACCAGAGGAGUCGGAGAAAACGAGUUUUGCAAAACACCGAGGAAUGAAGGUUGUUUAUGACUGUUUGACUUGUCGGCCCCAGCUCAUUCACGAGAC